Cherax quadricarinatus is the source of this 8784-nucleotide messenger RNA. NCBI's taxonomy places the organism in Eukaryota, Metazoa, Arthropoda, Malacostraca, Decapoda, Parastacidae. The record is from RefSeq and is a predicted model, not a curated record.
CUCGAUACGACUUAUGCUGUCAGUGGCCCUCAUAAACCCAACAAAGAAGGACACGUCUUCGCUGUCAGCGGCCCUUACAAACCCACGUAGAAGAAGACGAAGAAGAAAAAUAUCUUCUCUGUAUAAUAUAAUGUUACUACAACAAUGGGUAACAAGAUAUUCAUCAUUGCACUAGUGGUCGCUCUAGCUGCGAUCCUAAUUAAUAACCACCUGAAGAGGAAGGGGGAAACAAGGUACAUAUUCCACGCUGAAUGGUAUGAUCCAGUCUCAGCUAUGGUCAAAAAAUUUCAGUUAAGUUUCUUCCCACGGGACAAGUCAGUAGAAAUGUAUGACCUUCGGGCACAAAGACUAUUUUUAAAACGGCUACCGGUUGAUGAUGUUGAAGAAAGAGACCUCUACUUGGGCAAUACUAUUGUCAUCCUUUCUCGGCAGUUGAAGCUUACUGACUAUGCAGAUGCAACCACACGUGACCACAUUAGCGCCAAGAGACAGAGGACAUUUGCAAUGGUGAAGCCUGAUGCUGUACAUAGGUUAGGGGAAAUUGUAGAUGUCAUUAAGAGUCAUAACUUUGAAAUUACCCAAAUGAAAAUGGUUCAGCUGUUAAGGAGCCAGGCAGCUGCAUUUUACAGAGAACAUGAAGACCAACCAUUUUUCACGCCUCUGUUGGACUAUGUCACAAGUGGUCCAGUUGUUGCAAUGGAGCUGAUAACAUCUGAUGCUGUCAGAAGAUGGCGAGAGGUCCUAGGACCCACCGACGCUGAGGCAGCAAGGCAAGAUGCCCCGGAAUCAAUUCGAGCUAGAUUUGGCAAAGACAAGCAGACUAAUGCAGCACAUGGCUCUGAUUCAGAUAUUUCAGCUACAAGGGAAGUAGAGUUCUUCUUUCCUUCAUCAAAAACAAGUGAUACGAUGGUGCCUCAGACAACUGCCAGUUUUGCAAGUAACACAUGUUGCAUCAUUAAGCCUCAUGCUGUUGCCAGUGGUAACAUGGGAGGUAUCCUGAAAGCAAUAAAAGAUGAAGGCUUUGACAUCUCUGCCCUCCAGAUGUUCCGUAUGGAUAAAGUUCAAGCCGAGGAGUUUCUAGAAGUGUAUAAGGGUGUACUUACUGAGUAUCCUGGAAUGUUACAGCAGCUUAUAUCAGGACCAGCAUUGGCUAUGGAAAUAACAAGCAUACAUGGAACUGAAACACCAACCAAAUUCAGAGAAUUUGUUGGCCCAUCUGAUCCAGUUGUGGCCAGGGAACUGCGACCCCAUAGUUUGAGAGCCCGAUUUGGAGAAGACAAAGUGAAGAAUGCAAUACACUGUUCAGAUUUGCCAGAUGAUGGCCCACUUGAGGUUGAAUAUUUCUUCAAGAUUCUCCAGUUACCAAGAUUAUAGUCAUAUGCUAAAAACUUUUACACAUUUUACAUCUUCAUGUUUUCCAUUGUAUCAUAAUUUAUUUGUCAAUACUUCUUGCCUAACAAUGUAGUCAUAUCCUAAACAAAUUCAGAUGGACCUUCAUUAGAUUAGUAUACUAAAUAUAUGUUGUAUUCAAGACCACAAAAUUUGUAAAAAUUGCAUGCAAUAACUAAGAAGGUAGAUGAGCAAAAAGUCUAAGUAACUCUGCUAAUUUUCAGAUCUCAGUUGUGUGUUGAGCUACGAUCCUUAUAUUAUAAAAACUGUUUUUUUUUUUCUAUCCACAAAUGUAACAUCAUGGGAAUGGUUGAUAUGUGAUGGAGAGAAUUAGCACUUAUUAAAGCAAUAAUGCCUUGCUGUUUUUCUGCUCAAGAAACUAAAGUCAGUUCUUGUAGGGUAUUGUGCAACAUAAGUUGUUUUCAUGAUACAGAAACUUUUCAGAAAUAAUUCAGAGAACAUGGUUCUUGUUAAUAGAAUUAACAAGCCUCCAUCACUUCGGUACAUAGGAUGAAUUAAUUUAACCCUUUAACUGUGGAAUAACCUGAAGAGAAAAUUCCUGUAUGUGGGAAGAUUUUAGAAAAGAAAGAUAUUGUUUCUUUUGGAUUGAUAGUUUGUUUUUCUGAACUGAAUAAAAUAAAAUGAGUGAAAUCUGUCCAAAAUUUACAAUUUUAUGGCAUGUUGAAGUUAGUGGAAAAAUUAUCACUAAUUGGCAACAGGAGCACCAGCCAUAUUUACAUUUUACAAUUUAUUGAUGCUAAUAUGAUUGUUGUUCUGUUUUUUAAUGUUUAUUGCUAUAUAAACAAAUUUUUAAUAAUAUUAGAUGUGUUUCAAGUUGUUUUAGCACUUCAAAUAUUGCUUUGCUUGAAAUAAUCGGUAUAUAUACGUUAUGACUAGUUGUUAUAUUUUUUCCUUACUAUUUUGGUCUUCUAAGGCUAUAUACAAGGAAUACUUACAACAAUACAAUUGUUUCAGAUUAUUAUUAUUAUUAUUAUUAUAAUCAAAAAGAGGCACUAAGCCAAAUUGUUUCAGAGUGUAACACUCCUUAAAACAUGGAAAUAAGUAAUAUUGGUCGACUUGACUGGGUUAUAUACGUAUACAGCAGUGGCGUCGUAAGGGAUGGGGCACCCGGGUGACACCAUAGAGCCUCUAAAGGUGACACUAAUGCUCAAAACAGUGCUGCACCAACAUAAGAGAAGAAUCCUUCAUUUCUAUAUAGCCUAUUACAGUGGUACCUCGGGAUACGAACUUAAUUCGUUCCAGAAGGCCGUUCAAGUGCCAAUACUGAACGAAUUUGUUCCCAUAAGGAAUAAUGUAAAUUAGAUUAAUCUGUUUCAGACCCCCAAAAAUACACUUGCAAAAGCACUUACAUAAUCGUUUAAUUUUCAGUUGCUCGUAUCCCGAAGUACCACUGUACUAUAUGAUUACAGAGUACAAAUAGACCUAUAUAGGGAAAAUCAUUGAUUUUGAUGAUGUGAUAGAUGAUUUUGCAGGAUUGAAGGAAAGACAAUGUAAGAUCAGAAUCACUGAGAUAUUACCUGUACUCAAGGUCAAAUUGGAACUAGUGUUUCUCUGAUAUUGCAGUGUUUUUCCUGGGUAACACCAACCCUAGCGAUGCCUCUGGUAUACAGUAUAUAUACUUUAUAAUUAUUAAUUUUUUUACUAAUUUGUUCUAAGGCUAUGUAUAAUGAAUACAUAUAAUAUUACAAUUAUGGAAAUUAUUCACCUUGUUUGACUUGACUGGGUUAUACCUAGUGUGCUUUGUGGCUGAAUUCCAUUGUUAGUAUCAUGAAAUUGUAAUAAAUUUGGAAUGAAUGUUAUCAAUGAGCCACUUGCACAUAGUUUGCUAGUAGGGACCCUGGUGGUGAAACAACAGCAGCUGGUUCCUUUCAAAUGUAUGAAUAGAUGGAAGGGGACCCAAAGAAAUGACCUGAGAUAAAUAUUGGCAGGUGGCAGAUUUGUGGAUACAAAAAUUGGUGUGUACUAGUAUGUGAGACACAAUACCACCACCUGCAUACUAGUAUGUUGAACACAGUUAAAGGGUUAAUUGGAUUCCUUCACAAGUUAGUAGCUAUAUUGUCAAUGCAUGAUUUAAAUGCUUCUAUAUUCUCUUAAUACAUUCCAGUGAAAAAGAAUCUUAAUAUUUAAUAAAUUUAAAUAUUUCCAUCUUUAACAAUAAGUAGAUGCUUACAUGGUUUCAUCAACUGGCCUGAAAGUUGUACAUACAGGCUAUCUCUGCUUUUAAAUAUAAUUACAUUUCUCAAGAGAUCACCCAAUGAAAUUUUGUAAUGUGAAUCACUAUUUCUCAUAUGCAUAGUGUUAUGACUGGAGGUUUCAUUGCACAUUGUUACAUUUGUGGGAGGAGCACUAAAUCUGUAGGGGUUAUACAGCUCAUGGUGGAAUGGUAGGAAAUAGUUUGAUCAAACAAAAGAUAUAAUAGAUUUGCUUCCAUACAUCAUGGGCUCCUCACUGGCAUUAAGGCACCUUCUUUGAAGGGAGUUGCAUUUCAAAGUGACCUAAAAAUAACCCCAAAAAUUUGCUCGAGACAAAACAUACAAGCAUGGGAAAAAUGUUAAAUUAUGGUAUUACCAUUGACAAUAAAUUAAAUAUCUGGCAGAUAUUAUAAUUUUUCUUUUUAACAUUGCUAAGUUUCAUUAUUGCAGCCCUUCUCUCAAGGGUGUCUUCAUGCUAGUGAGAGGUUCUUUAUCCAAGGAAUUGAACUGAUGCUUCCCUUCACUGGACUGAACAAGAAUGUCUCCCAUUCCCUAUUUGUAAUGUGACCCCCUACAGGUUUAAUGUUUCCUCUAGUUAAAAUAUGUUGGCCUCAUUUCCAGAGUCAUAGCUUUCUAGAACAUUAUUAGCACCAUUACAAUUAUUAUAAUUAUAAUAAUCAAAUGGCACCAUUACAAUUUGUAGAGCUUUUCUUCUUGAAGCCAUUAUUAACAUUAUAAAUCACAGUAUUUUUUUAAAAAUAUUUCUCAAGAUGUGCACUAAAGCAGAUUUUAAGGAGGGCCGACUGACUGAUGCUGUUUAUGUUACUGUUUGGAAAGGAUUUCAGGUGCAUGAAUUUGUUUGAAUGAUUUACUAGGGUAUGCACUUUCACAUAAAACUUGAUAAUAUUAUAUAGAGGAAAUGCUAAACCCAUAUGGGAUUAUAGCCUGGGGGAAUGGGAGGUAAAUGGGUUUGAUGCACAAAAGUGGAGGACAAGCUCAAUAUGUAUUAUUAUUACAAUCAAAACUAAGCACUAAACCCACAAGGGUUAACCCCAAUUCGUAAAAAUUUAUGAAAAGCUAAAUUUCCCGAUGUGAAUCUUCAUAAAGUGAGGCUUGACUGUACAUGGUGUGCAUGGGACCAGGUCUAUAUUGUAGUACGUACAAGUGGAAGUUACUUUCAAAAAUGCUGUUGGUUGCAUAAUGACCUUGUCAUGGAUCACCCUAGUACCCUCAUAGUCAAUAUUUUUCUCUUCUAUUUGAUAUUUUAUCUUGGGCAUUUAAUACAAGUAUUAUAAUCAUAACUAAGCACUCAACCCAUAAGGUCAUACAGCUGGGCAUUUAAUAAAUUUGUCUUAUUUCUUGCAUAUUAAUAUGUUCUCCAGCUAGUCAUUGUGUGUGUAAAGGCAAUCAGGAGUGUAGACAUUUUAAUCUUCAAGAUCUAGUGUACACACAAAUUCACUGAUAACAGUUUUAUUUAACCCCUUGACAAUCGCAACCCCAAAUCCUGAGGCGUCUCCUGGUGUCACAAAAUUUCUGGAAAAAAAAAUUAUUUUUUCUUAUGAAGUGAUAGAGAAUCUUUUACCGAUUGUAAUGACACCAAAAGAGCGAAAUUUGAUGGAAAACUGACGGAAUUACGCUCUCACAAAGUUAGCGACCUCGGCGAUAUUUAUGAAUCGGCGAUUUCGCCCACUUUGAGUCCUAUUUUCGGCUAAUUCCAUUGUUCCAGUCGACCAAACUCAUAGCCAUUUCUUUAGAACUCCAUUUUUUCUAUUGACUGAGUACAAGAAACUGCCCAUUUACCGAUUUCGACUACCCAGUAACGUGGUCAGAAAUUUGCAAUUUGGCCAAUUUCACGAAAAUUAAAAAAUAUGACAAUUUCAAAAUAGGGUCCAGAAUAAACAAUGCAGACAUUCCUGGCUCUAAAAUAACAUUUUCUUUAUCAGUCCCAUCUCCAGGCCCCUCUGAUAUUACUCUUGCUUUCUUUUUGAAUUUUUAUUCAAACAAAAAAUAGAAGAUUUACUGUUAUGCAGACUACUUCAAUAUUGUAAUAAUUGUAUAAAUAAUGUCAACCCAUUCAUGAUUGCAUAUUAGAAUGGCUACUUGGACAUUAUUGGAAAAUGACAUCAUUUGUUUACUUUUGAACAUCAGCAAAAAUCAAACAUUUCCCCUACUUUGAGCUCCAUUUCAAGGUUCUUUUCAUAGUAAAACCAAUCAAAAUCACCUCUAUUUCUAUAAUAUGUUUUCCAUUCUACCAAAUGAGACCAAGAAAAUGAGAAUACAACCAUAAAUACUAUACAAAAAUAGAUCACAAAUUCGGCAUUUUAAUUAAAAAAAUGGUUAGUUUUUUCCUCAUGCACAGCGUGCUGCAGGAUUUUUUUAUAUGGUGCACACUGACCACACAAACCCAUUCUCUCAUAUGUGGGCCUACCAGCUAUCUCCUGCUUGAUUUGAAGCCGCUAGAAUAUAUGAGUAUACAGUGGACCCCCGGUUAACGAUAUUUUUUCACUCCAGAAGUAUGUUCAGGUGCCAGUACUGACCGAAUUUUUUCCCAUAAGAAAUAUUGUGAAGUAGAUUAGUCCAUUUCAGACCCCCAAACAUACACGUGCAAACGCACUUACAUAAAUACACUUACAUAAUUGGUCGCAUUCGGAGGUAAUCGUUAUGCGGGGGUCCACUGUAUAUACGUCAAAAACGGUGACUCGUAAGAUGUAUAUAUACGACCGAAACAGUCAAAGGAAUAAGGUACUCUGAGUAUUUUGGGGGUGAUUAACAGUUCAUUUAUGGAUCUUGGUGUAUUUUUAAAAUUCAUUCACAAAAUUUUGUUCAAUUGGAUCAAGUCAUAUUUUUAAUAUACAAUACAAAAUUAUACACAAGAAAAUGCUGAAACUGUAUAGAUCAUAUCAGUGCCACGUAUCUUGUAAACUAUUGGCUUAAAAAAAAAAAAUAUAUAUAUAUAUAUAUAUAUAUAUAUAUAUAUAUAUUGCUGUAUAGUCCUUGUGGCUUAGCGCUUCUUUUUGAUUAUAAUAAUAAUAAUUAAAAAUAUAUUAAUGUUAACCAUAUAAAUUUGUGAAGACAUAAGUUUUCAUGAGCCAUGAAUUAGUUAUGUUAAUAAAUAUAGAGAAUGGAACGAAACAGAAUGACUUUGAGGGUAUAAACCUGUAGUGGAAGGGUAGGGGUCAGCCUAGGAAAGGUUGCAGGGAGGGGGUAAAGGUUUUGUGUGCGAGGGGGCUUGGACUUCCAGCAAGCAUGUGUGUGUAUUUGAUUGGAGUGAAUGGAGAGAAAUGAUUUUUAAUACUUAAUGUAAUGUUGGAGUGUGACCAAAGUAACAUUUAUGAAGGGAUUCAGGGAAACCGGAAGGCUGGACUCGAGUCCUGGAGAUGGGAAGUACAGUGUCUUCCCUCUGAAGGAGGGGUGUUAAUGUUGCAGUUUUAUAACUGUAGUGUACAGCACCCCUCUGGCAAGACUGAUGGAGUGAAUGAUGAAAGUUUUUCUUUUUCAGGCCAUCCUGCCUUGGUGGGAAUCGGCCGAUGUGUUAAUACAGUGGACCCCCGCAUAACGAUUACCUCCAAAUGCGACCAAUUAUGUAAGUGUAUUUAUGUAAGUGCGUUUGUACGUGUAUGUUUGGGGGUCUGAAAGGAAUAAUCUACUUCACAAUAUUCCUUAUGGGAAUAAAUUCGGUCAGUACUGGCACCUGAACAUACUUAUGGAGUGAAAAAAUAUCGUUAACCGGGGGUCCACUGUAAAUAAUAAAAUAAAAAGUAAGUAUAGAGCUCUGUAAGCUUAUCAACAACUCGUCUUUCAAUGUAAUUUUUUUUUUCGUUGUCCUAAACCUGAGGAGUCAUACAUCACCAUGGGGAAUGGAAAGCAUUCAGAUUCAAUCCAAGGGACCAUUAUUAUUAUAAUAAAAAACAAUGCUUAACCAACAAGGGUCAUACAGCAUCCAAGGUAACAGUAGGUUAAAUUCCUACUGAUCAAGAGCUCCUUACCAGUAUCAAGGAUAAGCCUUAUUCACAAAUUGCAGCCUCUCCUUGUAUAGUGAUGCACACGUUUACUGAUGAGCUCUCUGACCAGUAUGCAUACCUAAAUGUGUAUUAGAGCUGAUUUUUCUCUAUUCUGUUUAUUACAAUAUACAGUACACUGCUGUAUAAACAAAAAUAUACCAGAAAUGUUUUAAAUGGUGCAAAGGUGACAUUAAAACAUUAUCAAAGAUGGUUGACACAAACCCACUACCAUUAUAGUAUGCUCCUCACUUACCAACGAAUUCAUUUUCCAACGUGGUCUUAGGAACAGAACUCUGUCAUUGAGGAGAGGCUGUAUUAUAAUCAAAAAGAAGCACUAAACCUACAAGGGUCAUACAGCAUCUUAUUUUCAAAAUGUUCUGCCUAUACAGCACACAAUAUCAAAUAGAGAACAUACUGUAUAUCAUUAUUAUAAUGAUUACACUUAGCGCUUCUUUUUUAUUAUAAUAAUAUAAUGAUUACAGCAAUUAUUGUAUAGUUUAACUUACCAGUGCGCUGUAUAGCCCUUGUGGCUUAGCGCUUCUUUUUGAUUAUAAUAAUAAUUAACUUACGUAUGAAAAAUGAUUUAGGACAAAUCAUAUACUGUACUAACUCAUGUUAUUCUUACCUUCUCACCCAUAUGCUGGUGGAAAGCAUAAAGUCCAAGGAAUUGGUACUACCUUCCCCCUUUCUUUGAUCCACCAGGACUGCUUCCCAUUCCCCAAGUGCUCUAUGACCUCUCUCGGUUUAACACUUCCCAUAAAUGUAUUAAUCUUACCUUCCUAGAAGGGCCAUAUAUCACUUGGGGAGUAGAAGAUAAUCAGGUUUGAUCUAAAGGAAGGGUAGCUCCAGUCCAUUAGAUCAAGAGCCCUCAACAUGAAGGAAUUUCUUGCAAGUGCACACAGAAAAAUGUCGGCAAAAUAAAGUAAAUGUGAAGACAAUACAUACAUAUUUUAAUUAAGGGAAAGUGCUGAACUAUAGGGGUUCUCUAGUUCUUGAGAAAUGGGAGGCAUUCAUCUUUGGUCCAAAGAAAGGGAGGAAAUAUUCAGUUCUUUGGACCAAGAGCCCCUCUCUUUAAGUGUGUUUAUGUGAUAAUGGAUAGGAUAAAAGGAAUCCUUAACUUGCAUUGUUACUUUUUUAUAGUUGUUACCAGGUUUACCAGUAAAUUAUACAUAAAAGAUCAA